AUGGAAAUAAGGGAGUCUAAAGGAAAAGUAAGGAGUGAAGGAGUAGUGUUUGAGGAAAUUCCUGUCGAAGUUCAUGAGGGAGAUGAAAAGAGUGGAGGUAGGGUAGAUACUGAAUUAAAAGGCCAUGAAUCAGAUGUGCAGGAGGAGGGGCUCAACUCAGCUGUGAUCUCUAUUGAGCACUCUGCAGUGAUACCUGAGGUUAAUUUGGAGGUGGAGAAGAUUGAUGAAGAGGAAGUGCAAGACAAGGGUACACAAGUAGAGAAAAAAAAGUGUUGGAAGAGAAGAGUAAGGGGAAGGGGUCAGGUGAGUCAGGUUUGCUCUCUAAACCUGAAUUCUAAACGUGCAAAAUCUGAGGAGGAUGUGGAAAUGUUGUUGUUAGGGGGUGGAAAAAAGGCAAGACUGAAUGAGGGAGCAGAGCCUGUGUAUAAUCUCUGUGAGGUGGAGGCUGUUGAGCAGCCCCACCUGCCCAAUGUAGUGUUCCUUAUGGAGACAAAAAUGAAUGGUGGGAAGGUGGAGAUGCUAAAGGGAAAAUUACAGAUGGAGGGAUGUGUAGCUAGUAAGGGGGAGGUAAAGGAGUGGUUCUUUACAGGGUUUUAUGGCCAUCCUGAUGUGAGAAAAAGAAGCAUGUCAUGGGAUUUGUUAAACAAAUUGAGGCCUACAAACCAGGGAGCAUGGUGUGUUGCAGGUGAUUUUAAUGAAAUACUUAUACAAGCUGAAAAGAGUGGUGGUAAUUUGAGGAGUGAAGGGCAAAUGGCUCAAUUCAGGGAGGUGCUAGAGAAUAACAACCUCUCUGAUUUGGGUUGUUGUAGUGGUUUUUUCACCUGGAGCAACAGGCACUCAAAUACCACUUUUACAAAAGAAAGAUUAGACAGGUAUGUGGCAAAUACUCAGUGGAGGGAGUUGUUUAGGGGGAUUAAAGUAGAAGGUCUUACAGGAAGAUGUUCAGACCAUCUUCCCAUUCUAUUAACAGUGAUGGGAAAAGAGGAAAAACAUGAUGGUAAAAGGAAGUUUCCAUUCAGAUUUGAGGCUAGCUGGAUCAAAGAAGACAAGUGUGAGCAGCUUGUUAGGCAGGGUUGGUAUAGGAAGGGAGUUAUGGAGGAUCCCAUUAGAAGAGUUUCUGCAAGGUUGGAGACAUGCAAAGGGGGUCUGAAUACUGAAGAACUCAGAAAUCUUCAGGAUAAAGUGGGACUUCUUUUAGAACAGGAGGAUCUUAAAUGGAAGCAACGAGCCAAGAGAAAUUGGUAUUGCUUGGGAGACAAGAAUACAAAAUUUUUUCAUGCCUGUGCAAACCAGAGAAAAAAGAAAAACCAGAUCCUGUCAGUUGUGGAUUCGAAUUCUAAUCUAAGGGUGAAUCAAGAAGGGAUUGCUGAAGCUUUUAAGGAUCAUUUUUCUGAGAUCUAUAGAACUGCAGUUCCUUCUAGUAGUUCUAUUGAGGCUUGUUUAAGUGCAGUUAAAAGUAAGGUGACAGAUGAAAUGAAUCAGUUUCUGUUAAAGACUUUUACAAGGGAGGAGGUGGUGGAAGCUGUAAGGUUGAUGGGCCCACUAAAAUCACCUAGGCCAGAUGGUUAUGGGGCAUGUUUUUUUCAGUCUUAUUGGGAUAUUGUGGGGAAAGAUGUGUGUGAGGCUGCUCUUAAAUUUCUGAAUGGAGGAGGGAUGGAUAAGGGUCUGAACCAUACCUUCAUUGCUUUGAUCCCUAAAGUAAAAAAACCAGAAUCUGUUAAUGACUUUCGCCCAAUCAGUCUUUGCAAUGUUAUGUAUAAAAUCAUUGCAAAGACAUUAGCAAACAGGUUAAAAAAGGUUCUAGGUGAUGUUAUCUCAAGAACUCAGAGUGCUUUUGUCCCUCAAAGACUUAUCACUGACAACAUUAUCACUGCUUAUGAAGUGUUACAUUCAAUGCAAACAAGGCAGAAGGAUAGGGUGGGGAGUAUGGCUCUCAAAUUGGAUAUCUCGAAGGCUUAUGACAAAGUAGAAUGGGUUUUCUUGGAAAAAAUCAUGGAGAAGUUGAGGUUUUGUGAGAGGUGGGUGGCUUUAAUCAUGGAGUGUGUGUCUACUGUCUCAUAUGCAAUCUUAACAAAUGGGAGUCCAGGUGAAAAGUUCAAACCAACAAGAGGAUUGAGACAGGGGGAUCCACUUUCCCCCUAUCUAUUUCUGUUGUGUGCAGAAGGUUUAAGUGCCAUGCUUCAAUCAGCAGAAGAGACAAGAGAGUUAAAGGGGGUAGCAGUAGCUAGAGGGGGUACAAAAGUAACUCAUCUGCUCUUUGCAGAUGAUUGUAUUAUUUUUGGCAAAGCUAGCUGGAGUGAAUGGAGGAAGAUAAUGAGCAUAUUGGAGUUUCCUAAUGCAAAGAAAAAUGCAAAGGAGGGUGUACUAAAGGAGUUGGGUGCUAGAUUGGUUACAAGCUGUGAGAAGUAUUUGGGCUUGCCAAUUAUGGUUGGCAGAUCUAAGUAUGAUUCUUUUAGAAGCAUAAAGGAUAGGAUCUGGCAGAGGGUUAACAAUUGGAAGCAUAAGUUUUUGUUUCCUACUGGUAAAGAAGUUCUUCUAAAAGCUGCUAUUCAAGCUGUGCCUAAUUAUCACAUGAAUGUUUUUAGACUCCCAAGGAAACUUUGCAAGGAAAUAGUUGCUGUUAUGGAAAAAUUCUGGUGGGGAUUCAAGGAAAAUGAAAGGAAGAUUCAGUGGAAGAGUUGGUCGAAGAUGGGGGGGUUGUCAAAAGCUGACGGGGGGUUGGGAUUUCGAGAGUUAGAAAGUUUUAAUACUGCUCUACUUGCCAAGCAGUGUUGGAGAAUUUUCACUGAUCCUCAUUCUUUGGCAGCAAGAGUAUUAAAAGACAAAUACUUUAGACAUUCAGAUUUCCUUCAAGCAAAUUUGGGUCACAGGCCAUCUCUGAUUUGGAAGAGUUUAUGGAGUUCUUUGGGUUUACUGAAACAUGGUUUGGUGUGGAGGGUGGGUACGGGUCAGAAAAUCAAAGUGUGGGGUGAUAGGUGGAUCCCAACUUUGACAUCACACAGCAUACGAUCUCCUGUUGCUGUUUUAAACAAUGAAGCAAGAGUAAAUGAAUUAAUUGAUAGUAGCAGAGGGGCAUGGAAGGAAGAGCUUGUAAAGGAGGUGCUAAAUGAAAAUGAAGCUAUGGUUGUAUGUAAUCUACCAAUCAGUAAAUCUGGUUUGCCUGAUAAACAGAUUUGGGGUUAUACAAAGGAUGGCUUUUUUAGUGUUAAGAGUGCAUAUCAUUUGGAGGUGAGUAGGAAAAGAAGAGAGAAAGGGGAAAGUUCAGAGGGGCAUUCUUUUAACUGGAAAAAGUUAUGGGGUUUGAAUGUACCAAGGGUUGUUAAAGUAUUCCUUUGGAAAGCCUUAAAUGACUGUUUACCAACCAGGACUAAUCUGAAAAAAAGAAAAGUGGUGAAAGAUGCCUGUUGUCCUAUCUAUGAAACUGAGGAUGAAUCGAUCACUCAUGCCUUAUGGAGCUGCAGGGGAUCAAUGGAUGUUUGGGCUGAUAAGAAGAGUCCUCUACAUAAAUGGUCAAGUAAUGAAGUCCAGUUUUAUGAAUUAUGGGAAAGGCUAUCAGCUUUGGUAGCAAAGGAGGAACUGGAACUAGUAGUAGUUGUUAUGAGGGGAGUAUGGUUCAGGAGAAACGCUUUUAUUUUUGAGAAUAAGUUUACAGAUCCUGGAACUAUAGUAGAGCAGGCUGCCAUUUCACUUGAGAAUUUUCAGACAUCACAAACUAUAAAGAAGGGGGGUAUGGGAAGUAAUGGAAAGGGAAGACAGGGUUGUAAAUGGAAGGCUCCUAUUGGUGAAUGCAUCAAAGUCAAUUGGGAUGCUAGUAUAAAUAAAAAAGAUGAAAGAGUGGGAAUAGGGGUUGUGGUGAGGGAUGGAAGGGGGGAGGUGAUGGUGUCUCUCUGCUACUCGAAUGAAGGUUGUUGCAGUCCAGUUGUAGCUGAGCUCCGGGCUUUAUGGAGAGCUAUGAAGUUAUGUGCAGAGCUUAAUUUUGAGAAUGUGAUCUUUGAAGGGGAUGCUUUAGUUGUUGUGAAUGCUGUAAACAGUGAGAAAGAAAGCUGGGAAUGGUAUGGACAAAUGGUAGAAGAUAUGAAGGGAGUGCUCAAGAUUAGACAAAGGUGGAAAGUUCAACAUGUUUUUAGGGAAUGUAAUCAAGUUGCACACCUACUUGUUAAAGUUUCUUUUACUUUCAAUGAGGAACAAAUCUGGAUGGAGUGUUGUCCACCGGAAGUUCAAAGUGUUGUUACACAGGAAUACUUGUAUAUGAGUGAUUCAUAA
Carya illinoinensis is the source of this 4263-nucleotide messenger RNA. RefSeq lists its product as uncharacterized. The coding region runs from base 1 to 4263 and encodes 1420 amino acids. Gene Ontology annotation, molecular function: RNA-DNA hybrid ribonuclease activity; nucleic acid binding. The record is from RefSeq and is a predicted model, not a curated record. The transcript is spliced from 5 exons. NCBI's taxonomy places the organism in Eukaryota, Viridiplantae, Streptophyta, Magnoliopsida, Fagales, Juglandaceae.